UGUUAUGUCAACAUAGGUAGUCAUUUUUUAACUAUAAAUGUUUAUUGUUUAAUACUUACAAUUUACAGUCAAUAGUAAUUAGUAUUUACUCUUAAUAAUGAAUAAAAACAUCAACACAGACUUCUUCUAAAGUACUUUUUCAAAUCGUCAUAUACCAUUCGUACGCCAUCAUGGAAUCUAAUAAUAAAAAGUAUGGAUUAAUUGUACCUAAAAAAUUAACAGCUGUUCCGAAGAAGAUUUCUAAUGUGUUUGGCGACGAUAGUGAUUCUGAUUCUGAAACGACAAAAAAAAAACCGAUUCAAACAAAUAAUCAAACUAAAGCACAACAAAGAAGUGCACAAUUAUCUAUUGACAAAGCACUCAAAGAAGAUGCAACUGUAUUUCAAUAUGAUGAAGUUUAUGAUGAUAUGGAGAAAAAAAAAGAACAUCACAUUGAAAAAAAGAAAGAUGUUAAGCCACGAUACAUACAAAAUUUAUUAGUUCAAGCUGAGAAACGCAAGAUUGAAUAUGAACGUAGAAAUGAAAGGUUAAUUCAAAAAGAAAGAGAAGCUGAAGGAGACCAAUUCAAGGACAAAGAAGCAUUUGUAACUGCUUCGUACAAAGCGAAACUGGAAGAGUUGAAAAAACUGGACGAAGAAGAUUUAAAGUUUUCCAUGAUAGAAGACAUUAAUGAUGUGACGAAACAGAAAGACAUGGGUAGUUUUUACAGGCAUUUAUUUAAUGAAGAAUUAUGUAAAAAUGCAAAUGAUAAAACUGAUGAAAUGAAAAAACCAACCAAGAAAUCUGAUGCAAGUCGCCAAUAUAGAAAACGUGCUUCUUCAAACACUUCAGAUGAUGAUGAUAAUAAUGCUAAUGAUGAUAGAGAUACUGACAUAUCAGAUUCUGAUUCGUCUGAGGAUUCAAAACGUAGAAAAAUUGAAAUUCAUGAUAACAAAUCUCUGGAUGAAAUUGUCGAUAAAUCGGAAGUAAAAAAAGAAUCAAUUACUGAAAUAAAAAAAGUUGAUGUAAAGGAUACAUCAUCAAAUGAAGAACCAAAACCAGAACUAAAAGAAGAAACUAAAGAAGUACCUAAAGACAAAAAAGUUGAGAAAACUGAAAGUAAACCAAAAGAAAUUAAACCCAAAAUAAAUAUUUGGUUAAAGAGGACGGUUGGUAAUGUUUUCGAAGAAGCACGUCAAAGAUAUUUUCAAAGACAAAUGAAACAAACUAAUUUACAAUAUGUUAGAUCUUAAGGGUAACAUUAUUUUUCUAUCAUUAAGAAUAUGUGUAAGAUAAAUAUGAAAUACAAAUACAUUUCUUAUCCAAAAAAUA
Aphis gossypii (cotton aphid) is the source of this 1311-nucleotide messenger RNA. Its product is annotated as nuclear speckle splicing regulatory protein 1. The record is from RefSeq and is a predicted model, not a curated record. Bases 171 to 1232 code for a protein of 353 amino acids. Gene Ontology annotation, biological process: regulation of alternative mRNA splicing, via spliceosome. NCBI's taxonomy places the organism in Eukaryota, Metazoa, Arthropoda, Insecta, Hemiptera, Aphididae. The transcript is spliced from 4 exons.